Monascus purpureus is the source of this 1767-nucleotide messenger RNA. NCBI's taxonomy places the organism in Eukaryota, Fungi, Ascomycota, Eurotiomycetes, Eurotiales, Aspergillaceae. The record is from the annotation of a GenBank genome assembly.
AUGGUGUUUUCGUUCUUUGGCCGCCGAGCCUUGUCGCUCGCGGUGGUGUCGCUGCUCGCGUCUUCCGCGCUCGGGGAGGUGUUCGAGCAGCUCAACGCGGUUCCUGAUGGAUGGAAGUACUCGCACACUCCCCAGGCCGACCAGCCAAUUCGCCUGCAGAUCUCUCUGAAGCAGCAGAACGUGGCUGGCUUCGAACAGGCCCUGCUGGAUAUGUCGACGCCAGGCCAUCCGAACUAUGGCAAGCACUUCCAGUCGCAUGAUGAGAUGAAGGCGAUGCUGGCCCCCAGCGACGCCUCGGUCAAUGCUGUCCGCGAAUGGCUGGAUGCCAACGGCGUCACGGACGUCCAGCAAGACGCCGACUGGAUCAACUUCCGCACGACCGUCGGAGUUGCCAACACGCUGCUCGACGCUGAUUUCAAGUGGUAUGCCAGCUAUGGGGGACUCGUCACGCGUCUGCGGACUCUCCAGUAUUCCCUUCCGGAAUCCGUGGCUGCGAAUAUCAACACCGUGCAGCCGACCACGCGUUUCGGACAUGUUCACCCCAACCGUGCGACGCUCCACAAGCUGCCGAUGAUCAAGUCGACGCCCAACUUCAACUUCACCAGCUGUAACAGCCUCAUCAACCCCCAGUGUCUCAAGCAUCUCUACAACAUCGGGGAUUACCAAGCCGACCCGGAGAGCGGCAGCAAGAUCGCCUUCGCCAGCUUUCUGGAGGAAUACGCGCGCUAUUCCGAUCUCGAGCUGUUCGAGAAGAACUUGGCCCCGUACGCUCUCGGGCAGAACUUCUCCGUGGUUGCGUUCAACGGCGGCCUUAAUGACCAGAACUCGACGGACGACAGCGGGGAGGCUAAUCUCGACGCCCAAUAUGUCAUGGGAAUCGCCUCUCCCUUGCCCGUGACCGAGUUCAGCACCGGCGGCCGUGGUCCCCUCGUCCCCGAUCUCACUCAGCCUUCUCUUCCGGGCUCGAACGAGCCGUACCUUGAAUUCUUGCAGGGUGUUCUGAAACUAGACCAAGCCGAUCUUCCGCAGGUGAUUUCCAUCUCCUACGGCGAAAAUGAACAGACCAUCCCGCCCAAAUACGCAGAAACGGUCUGCAACCUGCUCGCCCAGGUAGGCAGCCGCGGUGUCUCCGUCCUCUUCGCAUCCGGUGACUCGGGCGUCGGAGCAGGCUGCGUCACGAACGACGGCACCAACCGCACACACUUCCCACCACAGUUCCCCGCUGGCUGCCCAUGGGUGACAGCAGUCGGAGCAACGCACAAGGUCGAGCCCGAGGAGGCCGCAUUCUUCUCAUCUGGCGGCUUCUCGGACAUCUGGCCCCGUCCGCUCUACCAGGAGCUCGCCGUGCAGUCAUACCUGGGCAAGCUGGGGAACAAGUACGAAGGGCUUUUCAACUCGCGCGGACGUGCUUUCCCCGACGUCUCGGCACAAGGUAUGGAGUUUGCCGUGUACGACAAGGGUGACCUGAACCUGUACUAUGGGACCUCGUGCUCGACGCCCGUGUUCAGCGCGGUCGUCUCCCUGCUCAACGACGCUCGCCUGCGUAUCCACAAGCCGCCGCUGGGAUUCCUGAAUCCAUGGCUGUAUACCGUUGGCCUGGCAGGACUCAAUGAUAUCGUCGAGGGAGGUAGUGACGGGUGUGAUGGGAGCAGUGGGGGACCGGUGAUUCCGUACGCGAGCUGGAAUGCCACACGAGGCUGGGAUCCGGUUACCGGGUUGGGGACGCCGGAUUUUGCGCGGUUGAGGAAUCUUGCAUUGCUUUUCUAG